This is a messenger RNA of Astyanax mexicanus (Mexican tetra), 1231 nucleotides long. RefSeq names its product complement C1q-like protein 3. Gene Ontology annotation, molecular function: protein binding. The record is from RefSeq and is a predicted model, not a curated record. The transcript has 3 exons. Bases 19 to 648 code for a protein of 209 amino acids. Lineage: Eukaryota; Metazoa; Chordata; Actinopteri; Characiformes; Acestrorhamphidae.
ACUGAACAGAGGAGAAGGAUGGAGUUAAUAAAAGUCCUGCUGCUGCUGUCGGGACUCUGCUCUCUCUCCACAGCACAGACUCAGGACCCCCUCAUCCCAACCAUCAACGUUCUGAAGGAGAUUUUAGCCCUGAAAUCUGAGAUCCUCCAGCUAAAAGAUGAGGUCAAAACCCUGCGGGAAGGUCACCCUAAAAUAGCAUUUACCGCAGCUCUCGACACAGCAGGAAUAAACGCACACAUCGGACCCUUCUCCACAGACACAACGCUGGUCUUCAAACAUGUGGAAACAAACAUUGGUGAAGGUUUCAACCCAGAAACUGGAGUGUUCACAGCCCCGGUGAAUGGAGUUUACUUCUUUGCCUUUAACUGUUUCGCUGGAGCGAGAAAAGCGAUGAGUUCAGCUCUGUAUAAAAACGAGCAGCACAUCGUUUCCGUCUGGGACCAGCCGACGACAGGAGACAACGAGGACAACAACUUUAACGCUGCCACUCUGCUGCUGGAACCGGGAGACCGGGUCUACAUCAGACUCUGGAAAAACUCCCACAUUUCCAAACUGGAUAAACACAGCACCUUCAGCGGCUUCCUGAUCUACCCUUUAAAAUCAGAGACUUCUACACCAACCCUGCAGCAUCCUCCACCCGCUAACUAACCCUGAACACUGGAGCACAACAAAUAUAUAUACUUAAUUGCAGAGGUGGAAAGUAAUGAAUUAAAUUUACUCAAGUUACUGUAAUUGAGUAGAUUUUAUGAGUAAUUUGUAAUUUUUCAAGUAGUUUUUAAAAUAGGUAAUUUUACUUUUACUCAAGUACAUUUUGACACAAGUAAUUUACUUCGCUACAUUGGAAAACUCCCAAUUACUGAGUAAAAAAUAAAAUGCUGGGGGAAAAAAAACACAACUGUCUGAAUUAAAAAAAUAAAUAAAUGUUGCGGAUGCACCGGCGCAAACUAAUUACAAAUUGUAUCAAUUUGUAAUUAAUUAAAACAUUACUUAACAAUUUAAUAAUGUUUUAUUACUAUCAUAAGUGCUGUUAUUUGUGACCCUUAUUGUAUUAAGUAUUACCAAUAUAUCGAGUAUCGCAGAAUCACAGUAUCGUGAUGUCAUUGUUACCGUGGGCAACGUAUUGUGAUAAUAUCGUAUCAUGUGAUCCAUUGAUGCCUUGAUUCCCAAUACUGAUGAAGAGCGUUCCAAACACAAAGUUCACUACACUGUAAACCCAUACGUUGUUUGAACU